This is a messenger RNA of Geosmithia morbida, 453 nucleotides long. Its product is annotated as Protein of unknown function (DUF1761). The record is from RefSeq and is a predicted model, not a curated record. The coding region runs from base 1 to 453 and encodes 150 amino acids. The transcript is spliced from 2 exons. Lineage: Eukaryota; Fungi; Ascomycota; Sordariomycetes; Hypocreales; Bionectriaceae.
AUGAGCCUUCAGUACCUCCCCGCCGUCAAGCCCUCGGCCAUUGCCCUCGGCACCAUCUUCAACCACGGUGUCGAGCUGGCCGUGCUGGGUCCCCUCUUCGGCCAGACGUAUCAGCGCGCCAAGAAGGCCGACACGAGCGAGGAGUUCCUCAAGUCCAAGGAGGCCACGUCGGCCGCCGUCGCCUGGGGCACCACCUUUGUCGGAUCCGGCAUCAAGACGUACGGCGUCGGCGCCCUCAUCAACGCCACGGGUACCCUGAGCUACAAGGGGGCCGCCUACCUGGGCGCCCUCAUCUUCGCCGCCACCUCGGCCCCCAGCGUCCUCGUCCAGCUCGUGUCCGAGAGGAGGCCGCUCGACACCGUCGGCGUCAACGUCGCCGCCAAGCUGUUCGAGACGGUGGGCCUGUCCGUCUUCCUGACGUGGUGGGGGACCAGGACCAACCCCUUCAACUAG